Xylona heveae TC161 is the source of this 1953-nucleotide messenger RNA. RefSeq lists its product as hypothetical. The transcript has 2 exons. The record is from RefSeq and is a predicted model, not a curated record. Lineage: Eukaryota; Fungi; Ascomycota; Xylonomycetes; Xylonales; Xylonaceae. Bases 314 to 1669 code for a protein of 451 amino acids.
AGUCACGAAAUUUGCUCCCGACAGUCUGUCACCAGAAUAAGCCUCCGGCUGCUUCGUUGCUCGGUAUCUGUCUCCCAGCCCGAGCUGGAUUGGGGCGGCUUUGACACGAGCAGAGCAUCAAGACCCAACGGGCGAGGGAGGCACGAAAGCGUUUUCUUUGUUGGCUCUUCUUCCGGAGAAGAUAUACGAAGAAAAAGUAACGGAACUCAAGUUCUGGUUGACGCCAAGCCACUGGAGAGGAAACUGCACCUCGAAACGGAUCUCCUAAGCCGUGCGACGCGCAAAGAUCAGAGUCUCCAUCGCAAGUCGCAAAAUGACCAAUCCUACCAAAUUGGGAAUCUUCGAGCAGCCCGUGGUGAUCUAUGAAGCUUUCCAGGUGUUGAAGAGGGAUACGUGCGCAAAGGGAUUGUAUCUUUGCAGCAAUGGUGGCUGCUGUCCGGAUGGGCGAGCCUGUGGUAUUACGGAUUGCCCUUUGACUUCGACGACUUCAGCCUGCAGCGAAGCGGGCUAUACGGUCUGCGAUAUUGUAUAUGGAGGUGGUUGCUGCCCUUCAGGUUUUGCGUGUGCCAGAAACGAAUGUAUUCCGCCAUCUGGCUAUACCAUAACAUCAGACAAUUGCAGCAGCGGCUCGAGGCUUUGUGGGGCCCAGUUUGGUUACGGAUGUUGUAGGAAUGACCUUGACUGCGGAGUUUCUACCUGCUAUCCCAGGACAACUUCCACGAUCGUAGCCACUAUAACUAUCACGACCACGGAUUCUCAAUCCUCGCCAACCACGGAGCUCAGAGUCGUAACGUCAGUAUAUAAGCCGGGAACCGCUCCCACAGCAACUGUAAGCUCAACCGCAGGUGUUGUAACAAAGGUGUCCGCAAUCCCAAGUACAACUGCUGUUCCAAAGAGCUCUGCACAUGCCAGUGGCUCUUCUGGAUUGUCUAAAGGGAUAACAGGCGCGGUUAUUGGCGGGGCAAUUCUUCUUCUGCUUAUCGCGGUGGUUGUGAGCUUCUUCGUCUGCCGAAGACUGAAUCUCAUAGUUCGUAGGAGCAAAGCUUCUCAAGCAUCGCAGCGUCAUCCUGGCGAUGGGCACUUUCCUCCUCAAUCGUCGACUGCCACGCCAUUUCAAGAUAACCAGGCAAUGUAUGCUUCACCGGGGCCAGCAGGCUAUUAUGCUCCAGUCCCAACCGCGGAGGCUCCGGCAAAUGUCCAUCCACAACAGGUGCAAGAUCCCCGCGCAAAUCCGCCAUACAAUUAUGCUCGUCCGAAGCCUACUCCAGACCAGAGCUCCUGGCACGGCCGACAUCACUCAGGUGAUUCUGGCUUCUCUGAUAUCUCUUCCUCUCCCCAUGGCCGCACUCGAUCUCAUGACUCUGCAGUAUCCGCCAUUGGCGGGUAUGAGAAUUCGGAAGAACACGGCUAUCCGAAGCAUCACAGCGUCGACUCAAACGUGAGCCAUGAACUGGAUGACACAGGCAGGAGGGGCAUAUUCUCGUGGCCGUCUAGACAGCGUUUCCAAGCGGUGAGACUAGAUAUGAAAAUUCCGCCGUUCCACAGGAAAGAAAUCCAACAAGGCGUUCAACAUGACAGCCUUUGGGAAAGGAAAAGGCUUGCCUCAGUAGAGGAGGGCAGUGCUAGCCAAAUUCUGCUCGAAUCGAUCCCGCCUCACCAGCCACGAUAAUUGAAAUUCACUUUGAAGUACACCGGAUAGCUUCGCUUGGGAUUGCUAGUAUGGACAGGAUCUUAUAGCAUGUGGUAUGAAAUCGAUCUUCAUUUUGAAUGCUGUUGAAUUUUACAUGUAUUUGUUCAUAUGUGCAAUGGGUUUCUCCCGUAUAGUUUUUUUUUUUGAUAUUGUCUUCAACUCUGGCGCUGCUGGUAAUGCUGACGCUCAGGCUCAGUUGCCUUCCUUUCAUGAGGCCAUUUCUAGAAACAGUGAAUCAGAACCUACUUUCCCUAGCCCCGACU